This is a messenger RNA of Apiotrichum porosum, 678 nucleotides long. RefSeq lists its product as uncharacterized. The record is from RefSeq and is a predicted model, not a curated record. NCBI's taxonomy places the organism in Eukaryota, Fungi, Basidiomycota, Tremellomycetes, Trichosporonales, Trichosporonaceae. The coding region runs from base 1 to 678 and encodes 225 amino acids. The transcript is spliced from 5 exons.
AUGCCCACAUUCGCCCCCAUUUGCAAUACGUUUCUAGACAUUGUGGCCUUCUUAAACAAGAACCACGUCCUCUUCGGCUACAUUGCCGACAUCAACGGCGGCGGCCAGCUCGUCACCUCCCACACGCUCAAGACAAUCAAUGUCUUCUUGUUGGACUAUCCCUCCAUGGCUAUGCAGCUUGACACGCGCAAAGCCAUGGAGCAAGAAUACUACAAACUUGUCAACCGCUAUGGCGGGCACACCGGCUACCGUGAGCCCGACCCCUCGAGGCGAUGCGGCGUUCACCGGCUUUUCCGCGAGGACCAGUCCACCUCGUCGUACCGAAGAGGUACGACGCGGCAGCAGCAGUUCGAGCACCAAAAGGCCAUUGUCAAGCACCAGCUCGCCGCACUGGACCAAAUGGUGUGGGCUCGCACGCCCCGUCUAUCGGAGCCGACGGGCCACCACGGACGGUACUGCAGCGCGCGCGCCAGUACAAAGAGCCUUCGCAGUGUUGGCGGGACCAUCACCAGCGGCGGCAGCACGGGACCCAGGACCGGCCGCAGUAACACGCGCUUCCACCCCUACGGCAAGCAGCGCGCCACCCUCCCGACUUCGGCUGUCUCGCAUACUCCCGAACUCGAAUCGGACAACACUCUGCCGAACAGAGAGACGGGUUGGCGGCGCCCCAGUAUCUAG